AGCAUCAUGAUUGAAGGGCAACGAUUUCAGUACGCGCGCUUAGUAUCGAUCUAGCGUUCGGAAGCAAUGCAGUGGACAAUUUUUCUAGUUUGUUUGGCGAUCGCCAUUCCGCAACUUCGGGCGGAUAGCGUCGAGUCGGCAGAUGAGGAUCGUGUACCGCGUUUGAUCGGAGGUACCAAUGCACCCUGGGGUCAAUUCCCGUCCGCCGUCUCGAUAAACACCACGUUUAAUCUGCACUGCGGUGGCUCGGUUGUAGAUCGUCAGCACGUUCUGACGGCGGCACAGUGUGUGUUCAAUGCGAACCAGCGACUGAUCGAUCCGUACUGGAUCACGGUACAUGCGGGUGACAUAGCGCUCUCUCCGGUCGGUGCCCGCCGACAGACGCGCAAGGUGUCGCACAUCUUCGCGCAUCCGCAGUUCAACAUUCGGACGCUGGAACACGAUGUGGCCGUGUUGCGUUUGGAUCGUCCGUUCGAUUUACCCUCGAACACGAUCAAUCUGGCAAACCGGACGCGUCGCAUUGUACCGAACGGUACCACCUGUCAGUUUGCUGGAUGGGGUGCCUCGACGAAUGCGGUCAACGCGCCCGUUAACGUACUGCAACGGUUCCUGCCGAUGACGGUAAAUGAUCGUGACAUCUGCAACCAAGCGACCAUGCAUGCCGGUCGCAUGCUGGAAGGUCACCUUUGUGCUGGCAACACGGCUGCAUCGAACAAUGCGGCACCGUGCAAUGGUAAUGCCGGUACGGGAUUGUACUGUGAACGGGCGCUCGUUGGUACGCUGUCGUACGGUAUCAACUGUGGCGCUGCCAACAAUCCGCCGGUAUUUACGCAGGUUCGUUUCUACAACGAUUGGAUCGAGCGGCAGUUUAACCAGACGCAGGGAUUGACGCCUGGAUGGACACCAGCAGUGCUGUGAGGUGCUGGUUUCGGACAUGUUUGAAGAAUCAAUAAAAGAUAUUAAGCUGAAGAUCUGCUACUGUAUGUUUUGAUUUGGAG
Messenger RNA from Anopheles funestus (African malaria mosquito), 998 nucleotides. Its product is annotated as transmembrane protease serine 11D-like. Gene Ontology annotation, biological process: proteolysis. The transcript is spliced from 2 exons. The coding region runs from base 67 to 918 and encodes 283 amino acids. The record is from RefSeq and is a predicted model, not a curated record. NCBI's taxonomy places the organism in Eukaryota, Metazoa, Arthropoda, Insecta, Diptera, Culicidae. Gene Ontology annotation, molecular function: serine-type endopeptidase activity.